Messenger RNA from Clupea harengus (Atlantic herring), 1410 nucleotides. RefSeq names its product UDP-glucuronosyltransferase 1A3-like. Bases 216 to 1133 code for a protein of 305 amino acids. The record is from RefSeq and is a predicted model, not a curated record. NCBI's taxonomy places the organism in Eukaryota, Metazoa, Chordata, Actinopteri, Clupeiformes, Clupeidae. The transcript has a single exon. Gene Ontology annotation, molecular function: UDP-glycosyltransferase activity.
GUUGGGGGAAGGGGGGGGAUGCAUACGCUUAGAGCAUGACAACAGCUCUCAUUCUUUUCUCUUUCUCUUUUUUUCUUGUGUUAUGUGAUCUCGUCGGACUGCAUUUGAACACACCUCCCUCGCACAAUAUACCCCUGCAUAACUGUGGGCCUCCUCCUUCUCCUCCUCUGGUAAAUAUAUACUCUCACUCUGCCUGAUCCGCAUGUUAUUCAGACAUGUCCAUGGCUGCUGCACGGAUAUCUGUGAGGAGUGCUUUCACCGGGCUGCUGAUCAGCCUCUUGUGCCUGGGCUCUGCUCAGGGUGGGAAGCUGUUAGUGAUCCCAGUAGAUGGCAGCCACUGGACGGGCAUGAAGCCCUUGGUGGAGGAACUGGGGAGGAGAGGCAACCAGGUGGUGGUCGUGAUCCCAGAGGCCAGUCUUAGCAUGGGCCCCUCAGAGCACACCACCACCCUCACCUUUCCUGUACCAUACACCAAGGAAAGCAUGAUGAAGACCAUGGGCAACAACCUGGGCCGUUUAAUGACUACUGAUGUCUCCACCACUGUGGCAAGGUUAAAGAACUACUGGAACACAAUGGCCAUGCUGAGUAACUAUACCAUGAUAACCUGUGAAAGCAUGCUGUACAACAAGGAGCUGAUGCAGACCUUACGGGAUUAUGACUUUGAUGCUCUCCUCACUGACCCGUUUUGGCCUGUAGGAAUCAUCACUGGAGCUUAUCUGGACAUUCCCUCCAUCUACAUGCAUGGUUCUCUCCCUUGUCCCCUUGACUUUAUAGCCACAAGAUGUCCUAGCCCUGUUUCUUACUUGCCACUGCGUUACACACACUACAGCAAUCGCAUGAGCUUGUGGGAGAGGACUGUUAAUCUGCUGAGGUCUUUACUGGAGCCAGCAGGCUGCAGUCGUCUGUACAUUUAUGCAGACAAGGUGGCCUCAGACAUCCUGCAGAGGGAGACGUCCAUUGUGGAGCUGGCGAGUGAUGCGGCACUGUGGCUCAUACGCUUUGACUUUUCCUUUGAGUUCCCCAUGCCUUUGAUGCCUAACAUGAUCAUGAUUGGUGGGAUGAAAGCUGGAAAGCCGAAACCUCUACCACAGGUGAGUUUGCGGUUAUUAGGUUAUUUUUUAUAUUUUUUUUAAGAAUUUAUUACAUUCAAUUGAAUAAUCAAUUUUAUUUCAUUUUAAGUAUCAUUUUGGAACCAAUUUCAAUCAAAUGAUUUACACACUCAUUUUUUGAAGUUGAGUCUGCCUUUUGCCUGAAUAUGAUGAUGGGUGCACUGUUUUGAAAGCCAUUUAUUGAUACUGAUGUUGACACGGGUCAGUGGGUAAGAGAGCAAGCUUGAGAGUUCAGCAGCGUCUGCUAAGUCUUUAGCUAAGCCUGAUAGCCUGACGAUGUCAUACUCAUAAUUCUAGUUAG